AGACAAAACGUAUAAUAAGUGAUGUUGUUUGUAAAGAUGUGUAACAAUGUAAUUAAAAUAUGCAAUCUACGUCCUAAAUCUUCUAUAAAAGGAGGACUAAUCAUCCCUCUCUCACAGCACAACUACGUAGAUUGGCAGUUGCAAAUCAUCAAGUGAAAUGGCCCCCAACAUGAACUCAGUGCUUGUCGUGUUGGCCAUCGCAAGCCUUGUUUCAGUGGCAUCUGCCAUUUCUGGAACUGCCACAUUUUACACCAAAUUAACUCCUUCUGCAUGCUUUGAGGGCCGAAACGAGGGCACGAUGGUGGCAGCGGCGAGCAAGUCGAUCUGGGAGAAUGGAGCUGCAUGUGGAAGAAGGUACAGAGUCCGAUGCACCGGCGGUACCACCGGCGGUGUGGCUCACCCUUGCCGGGGUGGAAGCGUUACCGUCAAGAUUGUGGAUCUCUGCUUAGACUGCCAAGGAACCAUCGAUCUCUCUCGUCAAGCUUUCUCUCACAUCGCUAACCAAUCCCCAGUUCCAUUUUAAUUUGACCAAAGAAAUUGCUUGUUCUCCAUCAAUUGUUCA
Molecule: messenger RNA, 562 nt
Organism: Neltuma alba
Lineage: Eukaryota; Viridiplantae; Streptophyta; Magnoliopsida; Fabales; Fabaceae
Product: EG45-like domain containing protein
Exons: 3
Coding region: 158-523 (121 amino acids)
Biological process (GO): systemic acquired resistance
Cellular component (GO): cell wall; apoplast
Source: RefSeq, a predicted model, not a curated record